AUGCUGUCCUGCCAAGACCUGAGCUUUGCAGGAGGGCAGCGCUAUGACUACUCCGCCUCCACGUCAGCUGACGGCAGUGUUGACGUUUCCACAGCAGCGCUCUUCUCCCUCUGGGACGCCGGUCCCCUGGACAACGCUGCCCGCCAGCACGAGCCGCCUCGGCGGGGUAAGACCUGCAAUAUGCCGCGACCAGAGGCGCGAGAGGCUUCCCGCCUUGACAAACUGGAGUUUUUCCAUCUCCAGUGUCAUCGGCCCAUCUGGCCUGACCAACUGUCACCUCAACUUCAACGAAACAAACAGCUUCAAGAUACCCUAAUGCAAAGAGAAGAAGAGCUGGCCAGACUUCAAGAAGAGAACAACAAGCUCAAGGAGUUUUUAAACUCAUCAUAUGUUAAGUCUUUAGAGGAAAAAACAAAGAGACUCCUUCCUAACUGCAAGGUUCCAGAUGGUCCAAGACAUCGAAAGAGAACUUAUGAUGAUUUCCAGAACCUAAGCAAGUUACUUCAGAACAGUGAGGGGAAGCAGACUUGCCGCAAUCUCUCUUUGGAAUUUUGCUCCACUGAAGAUUUGGCGGCCACCCCACCUCUAGACUCAUGGAUACUAGAAACUCUUGGCCUGAGAGACGAGAACACCGUUGACCCAGAACACAGUUUCAAAACCCAUUCUUUCAGCUGUCCAAUCCCUACAGAAGAUCCUUACAGUACAACAAAUGUGAACAAUGCAGUCGGCUUCAGCCCCAAUGUCGAGACACGCUGCGAUUACAGCUGCAUCGUAGAGUCAUCGAGCAACUGCAGUCUGGACACCUCCAGUGACUACAGCACCUCCCAGAGCUUGGGUUCAGAUUAUUCAACCCUUGACCACUCUGCUAUUUACACCAUCACAACUACAGGCUCACUGGUCAGCUCUCCACCAUUGAUGACCCUCGCUCAACACUUCACACCACCACGAGCUGCCUCGACUCCAUUACAUACCGAGGAUGUAAGCCCGGGUCCAUAUUACAACACACCAGGCUGUGAUGCCUCCAGUCCACCAGGGGGCAAUAGUCAACUUUUCUCCACACCUCAUGUGUGUCCUAGCAGGACAGACUUGGCAUUUAGCAUGUCACUUAGUCCACAAAACAGUGUGAAGACACACAGUUUCUCUCAAGGACAAGCUUUUACACGCAGAGAUGCACAAGGGGGAUGGAACUUCACCUGGGUUCCUAAACAGUGUUCCUAGAGACAUUUUUUGAGGAAUGAUAACUCAGCCUGCUCCAUAUUAACAAGAAAAACAAGAACUCUUCACUUUUACAGGUGAUAUAUUAUAUAUUAUAUAUUUUUAUGUCAUGAAUUUGUAUAUAGUGUUUUUUAUUCAUCGUGAUUGAAAGGCUUUGAUAUUAGAUGCAGGAUUAUGACUGAAUUCAUUAAAAUCUUUUUCUAAGUAAAUUUUUUAUUUUUUCCAAGAUUUUGGUACUUUCAAAUUGUAAAAGAAAAC
Messenger RNA from Carassius auratus (goldfish), 1473 nucleotides. Its product is annotated as geminin coiled-coil domain-containing protein 1-like. The transcript has 3 exons. NCBI's taxonomy places the organism in Eukaryota, Metazoa, Chordata, Actinopteri, Cypriniformes, Cyprinidae. Gene Ontology annotation, cellular component: nucleus. Bases 1 to 1218 code for a protein of 405 amino acids. The record is from RefSeq and is a predicted model, not a curated record. Gene Ontology annotation, biological process: negative regulation of DNA replication; negative regulation of cell cycle.